Molecule: messenger RNA, 1308 nt
Organism: Paramecium tetraurelia
Lineage: Eukaryota; Ciliophora; Oligohymenophorea; Peniculida; Parameciidae
Exons: 5
Cellular component (GO): mitochondrion
Molecular function (GO): sulfide:quinone oxidoreductase activity; FAD binding
Source: RefSeq, a predicted model, not a curated record
AUGAGAAACUUGAAUCAUGUGUCAUUGUAUGCUUUCACAGCCCGAGCAAUUCACAGUCAAGUGGCAAUCAUAGGAGGUGGAACUGCAGGAUUGAAUGUUUCUGCUCAAUUAGUAAGAGAUGGUCACUAUAUCCCAUAACAAAUUCGUGUGUUUGAACCAUAUAAGAUGCAUGCCUAUCAAACUGGAUGGACAUUGGUUGGUGGUGGCAUGUGUAAAGCCGAUUAAACGAUGAAGCCGAUGGAAAAGGUUCUGCCCAAAAAUGUAUGUCUGAGUGAUUGUCCAGUUGUCAAAAUUGACCCAGAAUAGAACACAAUAGUGACAAUGGAUGGAUAGAAAUACACAUAUGAUUAAUUGAUUGUGGCAAGUGGAGUGCAACGUGAUUACGCAUCCAUUAAAGGUGCUUUGGAACAACUGAACAACCCAGAAGCACCAGUAGGAAGUAUUUACUAUUACAGAUAUGCCUAAAAGAUAGACAAAAUGAUUAGAGAAUUCGAAGGUGGUAAACUAAUAUUUUCAGAACCACCUACAAAAUGUGAGGGAAUUCCAUCUAAUAUUGUAUUCCUAACACAUGAAAGAUUAUCAUCAAGAAAUGUCAAAUGUGAUUUCCACGUGUACAAAGCCAAUGAUUCUAUUUUUGGCAUUCCAAAAUACUCAGAAAUACUUGGAGAAUUGGCUCAUGAGAAGGGAUUGCACUGUCAUCUAAAAAAACGAUUAAUUGAAGUUCAAGAUCAUAAAGCCAUCUUUGAGGAUGUUGAGACCAAACAACUAUCUACAUCCGAUUAUGAUUUCUUGCAUAUUGUACCACCCUAAAAACCAGCUGCAUUCAUUGCUGAAAGUGGACUGGGUGAUUCAGAUGGGUUUGUCAAUGUCCACCCAAACACACUCCAACAUGUACGUUAUGCCAAUGUGUGGGCCUUGGGAGAUUGCUCUUCACUUCCAACAUCCAAGACUGCUGCUGCUGUGAUGGCCCAAACUCCCAUUCUUAUUAAGAACCUCGUCAGAACUUGGAAAAUGAAAUUGCCACCUCUGCCAGAAUACGAGGGUUACACCUCUUGUCCUGUCUACACUUCCAAUAAGAAAGUCUUACUUGCCGAAUUCAAGUACAACAAACAACUAGAUGAAACAUUCCCAGUCUUUCAAUCAUCAGAUAGUAGAGCCAUGUACUUGAUGAAGAAACAUUUCUUCCCAUUCGCUUAUUGGCAAUUGAUGGUUAGGGGUCUUUGGGGAGGCAGAGACGGAAUAAGAUUAUUCAAAGGAGUCUGAAAAUAUGCUCAUAUACAAUAUAUAUAAUAUUAAGAUAAUCAUGUA